AAAAAAUAUCUAAAAGAACUGUAUAGAAACCCUAACAUGCUAGACCCGAUGUGACUUAAAUAUUUACGUAUAGUUACAAAAUAAAUUAUUAUUAUUAAGACAGUUUAAGUGAUCUUGAAUAUAAAAGAUCACUGGUUGUCAGGAGCUGAAUCUUUUAGUGUGCUCUCCUUCAUGUAUUACCCUGUUGAUGGUUCAGCAGACUGGAUGCAUGUUCCACUCUGACCGCAUCUCUCACCUGUCAACACAGUGCGACACGCGACAAACAGGUUUAACAAGAUUCCCAUGCUACAGUAGAGCUAGGAUAUAAACAGGACAGAGCCGCCGUGUGAGAAGGUCUAUGUUGUUUGUGCAGGUUAUUUCUCUGAGGAACAUGACCGUUAAACAUUUCUCAAUCGAAUAUGAUGCAGUCAACAGCGAGAACACUUUCACAAACGGAGAUACCAUCAACGGACGGAUCAUCGUGGAGGUUUCCAAGCAAACCAAAAUCCAGUCGCUCGUUUUUAUAGCGCAAGCAAAAGCUCGGGUCUGCUGGCGUGAAGAUCAUGGCAACCAACAACACAUUUACUGGGCUGAGGAGGAAUAUUAUAAUAUUCAAGAGCACAUCGUAAGAGAAUCAAGACAAGAUGGCACUGAGGUCAUUGACAGAGGAAGACAUAUUUUUCCAUUUGUCUUCCAGAUUCCUGACAGGAACAUCCCAUCAUCUUUCAAUAGCCCCACAGGAAAAAUAGUUCACAAGGUGAAGGCAGAGCUUAAACACUCACUGAAGUUGAUGAAAAGCGCCAAAGCCUACUUCCUAUUUACAUCCAAAACAGAUAUGAAUAUUUCUGGACUCAUGGAACCUCAACAGGAUUCCAAGGAUAAAACUAUCAAAGUUUUUGGCUCCGGAACCAUUUCAAUGCAUGUUCGCACCCAGCGGAUGGGUUUCAGUCAAGGGGAGGCUCUCCAGGUCACAGUCGAUAUCCUCAACCACUCAUCUCGUUCAGUGAAGCCCAGGAUCACACUGUAUGAGAAACAGAGCUUCAUUGCCCAGAGAACCAGAACGGUUCGACCCAAUGUGAUCCAAAAGGAGAAGCUGGCGUCCGUAGCCUCCUCCAGUCGCGAGACCGUGACCAGGUUGAUCAGCAUCCCUGCAGACCUGCCUCCCUCCAUCCUCAACAGCUCCAUCAUCAAGCUGGAGUACAGGCUGAAGGUCCAUCUGAACAUCAAAUGUGCUUCAGACCUAGAGGUCAAAGUUCCUGUCGUCGUCCUCCCUACGCUGGGUGUUCCAAGACAACCCCCUCCUUAUAGCUUUGAACCAGAAGCGUAUGAGAUCCCAAACCAAGAGGACUGGAGCGCCACACCGCAGCAGGCAGCGUUCCAACCAGUGGAUUCCCCACCUUCCUAUAAGACAUACACUCUGUACCCACACCCCUACUGACACUGACAACUCUAACACUGUCUCACCUGCAGCAGGACUCUGGUGGACCUGUAAAGAGACGUCGAUGUGUAAUACGCGCUGUGUUCUACCUUAGAUCCACACACUGCAAAUACCACAUGAAGGAUAUUAUUGUAUAUAAGGUCAUGACAUUUAUUCUGCUUAAGAAACCCAAACCUGCCAUGCAGUAGCACUUUUUUAGUUCAGAGUUCAAAGUUGAAGAAUUGUGAUUUUUUUUAACUUUAUUUUUUCAAUUUUUAACAUAUACAUUUCUGAAAAAAACAUAACAAUAAGCUAAUGAAAUAAAAUAUUAAAUUACA
Betta splendens (Siamese fighting fish) is the source of this 1734-nucleotide messenger RNA. RefSeq names its product arrestin domain-containing protein 3-like. The transcript is spliced from 6 exons. Gene Ontology annotation, cellular component: cytoplasm; plasma membrane. NCBI's taxonomy places the organism in Eukaryota, Metazoa, Chordata, Actinopteri, Anabantiformes, Osphronemidae. The coding region runs from base 338 to 1417 and encodes 359 amino acids. Gene Ontology annotation, biological process: protein transport. The record is from RefSeq and is a predicted model, not a curated record.